Vespula vulgaris is the source of this 1055-nucleotide messenger RNA. RefSeq names its product odorant receptor 13a-like. The transcript is spliced from 6 exons. Gene Ontology annotation, biological process: detection of chemical stimulus involved in sensory perception of smell; sensory perception of smell. Gene Ontology annotation, cellular component: plasma membrane. Bases 18 to 1055 code for a protein of 345 amino acids. Gene Ontology annotation, molecular function: olfactory receptor activity; odorant binding. NCBI's taxonomy places the organism in Eukaryota, Metazoa, Arthropoda, Insecta, Hymenoptera, Vespidae. The record is from RefSeq and is a predicted model, not a curated record.
UCUCCGCGGUAUUUUUCAUGUUUUCCUUCGUAAGUUUACCGCAGACGGUAAACCUUUUCUUCAUCUGGGGUGACUUCGAUCUGGUCGUGGAAAAUCUGGCUAUGGACAACGUGUUCUUCUCGAUUACGAUUCUGAAGACUAUUGUUUUUUGGCUUAACGGAAAAACGCUGAAAGGACUGUUAAAUCUCAUGGAGGAGGAUCGCAAAGAAGCUACAAAGGAAGACGAUAUAAAGAGAAUAAUGACGGUAGCUGAUAACUCAAGAAAAAUAACCAUUACGGUCAACAUAAUAAGUCACAGCAUCUUCAUCAUUUACGCCAUAAUGCAUGUGGCAACGAAUUAUCCGACCGUCCGUGGACUCUAUUUCCCAGCCUAUUUUCCAUGGGAAACGAAACCCAGUCCCAAUUACGAGCUGACUUUCUUAGGACAGCUGGUGGCCUGCUACUAUUCUACCGUUAUUUAUUCCUUGGUCGACACGUUCCUCGCGACUCUGGUGUUACACGUUUGCGGACAGCUGGCUAAUCUGAAGCACGAGCUGAUUAAUUUUCAAAGUGAAACGACGGAAGAAUUUCGUGAGAAGCUGGGACGCAUCGUGAAGAAACACGAUUACCUUAACGACUUCACAGAAACGAUCGAAAAUUGCUUCAACAUGAUGUUACUGAUCCAAAUGUUAGGAUGCACCAUUAUACUCUGCUUGGAAAGUUUUGAUACGCUCGAGGUUCUAACAGGUGAAAAAAAUGAAUUCUUUCUAUUGGAACUUGGAUGCAUCGCGUUCUACGUCUCUUACGUCCUACUACAACUUUAUCUCUAUUGCUACAUAGGCCAGAGACUUCUUUCAGAGAGUACAGAAAUGGCGCAUGCCGCCUACGAGUGCAAAUGGUACAACCUGUCAGCGAAGGAAGCAAAAUGUCUCAUACUGAUCAUGCGUCGUGCGAGAUCGCCCUUGCGCAUUACGGCUGGAAAAUUCUGUUCCUUCAAUCACGAACUUUUCACCGAAGUCGUUAGAACAGCAAUGGGUUACUUAUCGGUUCUCUACACAGUAAAGAGCGAGGAUUGA